Messenger RNA from Pseudonaja textilis, 5099 nucleotides. It is a transcript of the gene JAK2, whose product is annotated as Janus kinase 2. The record is from RefSeq and is a predicted model, not a curated record. Gene Ontology annotation, molecular function: histone binding; growth hormone receptor binding; non-membrane spanning protein tyrosine kinase activity. Lineage: Eukaryota; Metazoa; Chordata; Lepidosauria; Squamata; Elapidae. Gene Ontology annotation, cellular component: cytosol; membrane; cytoskeleton. Gene Ontology annotation, biological process: cytokine-mediated signaling pathway; erythrocyte differentiation; regulation of apoptotic process.
GAAGCACUGUGCGGAAGCGGUGGCGGCUGUUCUUUUCACCACCACCCCUCCCUCCCUCCCUCCCUCCCUCCGGAAACCAGUGAGAGCAGGAAAGGCGAGAACCCGAAGAGCGAGCGAGCGAGCGAGCCAGCGAAAGAAACCGAGCUUGCAAGCCUCACUGAAGGCCGAGCUCGGCAGUGGCGGGCGCGCGGGGAGCAGGACAGCAGCAGCGGCGGCUCCUCUUCCUCCUCCCGGGGAGGGAACAGAGCCGAGGGAAACUUGGAGCCGUUUUCUCGAGAGCUUUGGGAGGAAGCCUCCGCCGACACCCCCCCAAACCCCGGGGAGCAUUUGCACCAAGACAAAUUCCUUGUGUGUCCAAUCAUACUUGGCCAAUAAAAAGAAUUCUAAUUCUAAGAAGAUGCAGGAGAAGAAGACAAUCACCUUAGUGACAAUGGCAAGGAAGAUAUGCUGAACAGAAUGUAAAGAUAUCAUGGCCUUACUUACAGUGACAGAUAUGGAAGGAACAGUAUCAUCUACUAUUCAUCAAAAUGGUGGUAUCGUUGGAAAUUCUACCAUUUCUCGACCAUCAGAACAGCUUUUUCGAAUUUACCUUUAUAAUUCCGCAGGAAAGACAGAAAGUGACUAUCUACUGUUUCCAGCUGGAGAGUAUAUUGCAGAAGAAAUUUGUAUGGCCUGCUGUAAAGCUUGCGGGAUCCUGCCUGUGUACCACAACAUGUUUGCACUAAUGAGUGAGGUUGACCGAUGUUGGUAUCCUCCAAAUUACACCUUCCAAAUAGAUGGAUCAGCUACUGUCACUGUACUCUACCGAAUAAGAUUUUAUUUCCCACACUGGUAUUGCAGCAGCAAUAUACGAGCAUACCGAUAUGGCGUUUCUCGAAGUGCAGAGAGUCCCGUUCUUGAUGAUAUUGUCAUGUCUUACCUAUUUGCUCAGUGGCGAGAAGAUUUUGUCCACGGGUGGGUAAAAAUGGCUGUGACUCAUGAAACACAGGAAGAAUGUCUUGGAAUGGCUGUUCUUGAUAUGAUGAGAAUGGCCAAAGAAAAGGACCAAACUCCAUUGGCCAUUUACAAUUCUGUAAGCUACAAAAUGUUUUUGCCAAAAUGCAUCAGAGAAAAAAUUCAAGAUUAUCAUAUUUUGACACGAAAAAGAAUAAGGUACAGAUUCCGGAAAUUUAUUCAACAAUUCAGCCAGUGCAAAGCAACUGCCAGAAAUCUGAAACUGAAGUAUCUCAUUAAUUUGGAAACCCUCCAGUCUGCCUUUUACUCAGAAGAGUUUAAAGUGAAGGAUCCUGGAAGAGAACCUACAAAUGCAGAAUCUUUUGCAACCAUUAUUAUAAGUGGAAAUGGCGGGAUACAGUGUUCCAGAGGAAAACAAAAUGCCAGUGAGGUGCUUGCAGAUGAGGACAUACAAACCUACUGUGAUUUUCCUGAUAUUAUAGAUGUCAGUAUUAAGCAAGCAAAUCAAGAAAGUUCUGGAGAAAGUAGAAUUGUAACCAUUCACAAGCAGGACAGCAAGAAUCUGGAAGCUGAAUUUCAUUCAUUAAAAGAAGCUCUUUCUUUUGUAUCAUUAAUCGAUGGAUAUUAUAGAUUAACAGCGGAUGCCCAUCAUUACCUUUGUAAAGAAGUGGCACCUCCUUCAAUUCUUGAAAAUAUCCAGAGCAAUUGCCACGGGCCAAUUUCCAUGGACUUUGCAAUCAGUAAGCUGAAAAAAGCUGGCAAUCAGACUGGCUAUUAUGUUCUCCGUUGCAGUCCAAAAGAGUUUAAUAAAUACUUUCUUACUUUUGCCAUGCAGCAAGACAGCAUAAUUGAUUAUAAACAUUGCUUGAUAACAAAAAAUGAAAAUGGAGAAUAUAAUCUCACCGGAACUAGAAAAAGUUUUACCAACCUUGUGGAUUUGUUGAAUUGUUACCGUACAGAAACCGUCCGAUCGGACAGUAUGAUUUUCCAGUUUACCAGAUGCUGCCCUCCAAAGCCAAAAGAUAAGUCCAACCUUCUUGUCUUCAGGAGCAAUGGAGAGUCUGAUAUGCCAACAUCACCUACUUUGCAGAGACAUAAUAAUAUCAAUCAGAUGGUUUUUCACAAAAUUCGGAAUGAAGAUCUUAUCUUUAAUGAAAGCCUUGGACAGGGCACCUUCACUAAAAUUUUCAAAGGAGUAAGGAAAGAAGUGGGAGACUAUGGUAAAUUAUAUCAGACUGAAGUCUUGCUGAAAGUUCUAGAUAAAACACACAGACACUACUCCGAGUCUUUCUUUGAAGCAGCAAGCAUGAUGAGUCAACUUUCUUACAAACAUUUAGUAUUAAAUUAUGGAGUUUGUGUCUGUGGAGAAGAAAAUAUUCUGGUUCAGGAGUAUGUAAAAUUUGGAUCAUUGGAUACUUACUUGAAGAAAAAUAAAACUUCUAUAAAUAUCUUGUGGAAAUUAGAAGUUGCAAAACAGUUGGCAAUGGCAAUGCAUUUUUUGGAGGAUAAAAACCUCGUACACGGGAAUGUAUGCGCAAAAAAUAUCUUGCUUAUCAGAGAGGAAGAUAGGAAGUCUGGGAACCUUCCUUUUAUCAAACUUAGUGAUCCUGGUAUCAGCAUUACAGUUUUGCCAAAAGACAUUCUUCUGGAGAGGAUUCCAUGGGUGCCCCCAGAAUGCAUCGAAAGUCCCAAGCAGUUGAGCCAGGCGGCGGACAAGUGGAGUUUUGGGACAACUCUGUGGGAAAUCUGCAGUGGAGGAGACAAACCUCUCAAUGCACUGGAUUCUCAAAGGAAGCUACAAUUUUAUGAAGACCGGCAUCAGCUUCCUGCUCCCAAUUGGACAGAACUGGCAAAUCUGAUAAACAAUUGUAUGGAAUAUGAAGCAGAUUUCCGGCCCUCUUUCAGAGCAGUUAUACGGGAUCUGAACAGUUUAUUUACACCAGAUUAUGAAUUACUAACAGAAAAUGAUAUGUUACCAAAUAUGAGAAUUGGUGCUCUUGGAUUUUCUGAAGCUUUUGAAGGACGGGACCCAACUUACUUUGAGGAGAGACACCUCAAAUUCUUGCAGCAACUUGGCAAGGGUAAUUUUGGAAGUGUGGAAAUGUGUCGAUACGAUCCACUGCAGGAUAAUACAGGGGAGGUGGUAGCUGUGAAGAAACUGCAGCACAGCACGGAAGAAUACCUGCGAGAUUUUGAACGAGAAAUUGAAAUUCUCAAAUCUCUGCAACAUGACAACAUUGUCAAGUACAAAGGAGUGUGCUAUAGUGCAGGUCGGAGAAAUCUGAAGUUGAUAAUGGAAUAUUUACCCUAUGGAAGUUUACGGGAUUAUCUCCAGAAACACAAGGACAGGUUGGAUCAUAAGAAACUCCUACAGUAUGCUUCUCAGAUAUGUAAGGGCAUGGAGUAUCUGGGUUCAAAAAGAUAUGUACAUAGAGAUCUGGCAACACGAAAUAUCUUGGUGGAGAAUGAAAACAGAGUGAAAAUUGGAGACUUUGGCUUGACAAAAGUUUUGCCACAGGAUAAGGAAUAUUACAAAGUAAAGGAACCAGGAGAGAGUCCUAUAUUUUGGUAUGCUCUGGAAUCCUUGACAGACAAUAGGUUUUCUGUGGCCUCAGAUAUGUGGAGCUUUGGUGUGGUUUUGUAUGAACUCUUCACUUAUAUAGACAAGAAUAAAAGCCCUCCAGCGGAGUUCAUGCGCAUGAUUGGAAACGAUAAGCAAAACCAGAUGAUUGUGUUCCAUUUGAUAGAGCUUUUGAAGAAUAAUGGGAGGCUGCCAAGGCCCGAUGGAUGCCCUGAUGAGGUUUAUACCAUCAUGUCAGAGUGCUGGAAUAAUAAUGCAAGUCAGCGGCCCUCUUUCAGAGAUCUUGCUUUGAGAGUGGAUGUCAUAAGGGAAGGCCUGGGUGGAUGAAAAUACUGAACUUGAUCCAAGGGGACAUGAAAACGUGCAGAGCAAAUGUACUUUGCUCCUUAAGCAGUUGCAGACUGUCGGCCAUCUUCUUCCUAUCCUUGAAGGUGGAGACUUGGGGGAAAUCGUCCUAUCAGAACUUACAAACGGUGAAGAUCUCUGCUUUAGCUUCUUCAUGAGGAAUGCUACCCCAAUGCACCAAUGGAAAGCACUUUGAUAGAAAAAGGAGUUCCUUUUUUUAAAAGAGUAAAACAGCAGUCAGUAUUGCCUAAUACGGAUUUGCAGUUCAAAAUGUCAAGAAGAAAAGUCAAGGGAAGGUGGAGAGUUGGUCUACAGAAUUUUUCUUUUCUGAGUUGAAGAAAAUUUAGGUUGCAAUCUUAUAUCAUCUAUUCCAUGGGGUAUAUGCCCUAUUGAUUUCUUGAGACUUAUUCUAAGAAAACAGAUAGAAUUCUACUCUUAAAACAGUAGAUUUCCUGCAGAAUGUAUACUAUUCAGCUUCAGCACAAGAAAAGCACAUUCCUAAAGGCAUCACUUUGAAGAGGAACAAAUGUUUGAAUUGAAGUUUAGCAAUGCCUAUUCACACUGUGGUUCAAUCACUUAUAUUGAUUAGAAAAAAAUGAUUUCUAAUCUCUUUUUUUUAGUUUCCAUUUUAGUCCAUUUUGUUUCCUAAAAGUAGAUGAGAUUAAUUUGUUCAUUUUCUUAUUGUGUAUUUCUUGUGUAUGGUUAUGCAGUUCUUUUGAGAAUAUGCAUUCAACAUUAAAAGACAUGGUAGAGAAGCAAAGAACUCUCAAGAUAAGAGGAGAAAAUAUCACAACUGGUUCUUGGAGUUGCCUCUAUAUCAUGGAAGAUCCCCAGACUUUCAAUGUGGAAUCCCAAAAAGGAAACUUUUGCAGAAUGCAGAAGACAUCACUAUCCUGCCUGAAUUCGUAAAGCAAUUCUGAGUGCCUGUGGAUUACAUUCCAAAAAGCCCCCGGGAAUUCCUGUUUGCCUUUUUUAUAGGAAAGAAAAUGGUUCCGCGUGCUUUUUCAUGGCUUACACAAGGGCUUAUAUUUUUUUCUUUAAUGCUAGUUUAGCUGGUUUUUACCAUGUUGAGGCGUUAUGGCUCCAGUGAAGAGGACAAAUCAGAGGUUUAGUACUUGAUUGAGCAACUAUAUGCUUGUCUGAGCCAGUGGCGGGUCGGCAAAAGAAGCAGAUAUGCCUGUUGAGACAGUAUAAUGCACUGUGUAUAUAUAUAUAUAUU